Messenger RNA from Kwoniella shivajii, 462 nucleotides. RefSeq names its product Grx4 family monothiol glutaredoxin. NCBI's taxonomy places the organism in Eukaryota, Fungi, Basidiomycota, Tremellomycetes, Tremellales, Cryptococcaceae. Gene Ontology annotation, cellular component: mitochondrial matrix. The transcript is spliced from 6 exons. The record is from RefSeq and is a predicted model, not a curated record. The coding region runs from base 1 to 462 and encodes 153 amino acids.
AUGUCUUUUGCCAGAGCAGGUCUACGUACACUCCGAUCCCUUCCCCAAUCCCAAGUGUAUCGAUCUUCUACUCUUUUGAAUCAAAGGAGAUUGAUAUCUGAUGAGGCUAAGAAGCUCAUCGAUAAUGCAGUGCAAACCAACCCUUUAGUAGUGUUCAUGAAAGGUACACCUGAAGCACCUCAAUGUGGAUUCUCUAGAGCUGUUUGUCAAAUCUUGGAUGUCCAAGGCGUACCGAGGGAGAAAAUUGUUUCGUAUAACUGUUUGGAGGAUCAAGAGCUCAGAUCUGCUAUCAAAGAGUACAGUGAAUGGCCAACGAUUCCUCAAGUUUAUGUCAAAGGUGAAUUUGUAGGAGGAUGUGAUAUCGUCUUAUCAAUGCAUCAAAGCGGAGAGCUGGAGAACUUGCUUAUCAAAGAAGGAUUAGCACCUCCUCUUCCCGAGGAAGAACCCGCUACUAAAGCUUAG